AUGGCACGGGGAGAGAAUUCACACCAAGCAUCUCAAUUCACCAAGCAAUCGCGCCGCCAGGAAUGGGGAGUGAAUGUCCAGCCAUAUUCAGGAAGCCCGGCCAAUUUUGCGGUCUACACGGCUCUGCUGCCACCCCAUGCUCGCGUCAUGGGCCUUGACCUUCCUAGUGGCGGGCACUUGACCCAUGGCUAUUACACAGCCAAGAAGAAGAUCAGUGCCACGUCCAUCUAUUUUGAGUCUUUGCCCUACCGGGUUCACCCCGAGACCGGCCUCAUUGACUUUGACGAGCUCCGGAAGACGGCCCUGGUCUUCCGCCCUGCCAUGAUCCUUUGCGGUGCCUCUGCCUAUCCUCGGGUGGUGGACUUCGCCAAGUUCCGGGAGAUCGCAGACGAGGUGGGUGCCUACCUCAUGGCUGAUAUUGCUCACAUCUCUGGCCUUGUGGCCACUGGUGAGCAUCCAUCGCCCUUCCCUUUUUGUGAUGUGGUGACCACCACCACACACAAGUCGCUUCGAGGCCCUCGUGCUGGCAUGAUCUUCUUCAAGUACACCGACAAGCUGCCAGACAUCAAGGAUCGCAUUGACAUGGCUGUGUUCCCAGCCCUUCAGGGAGGUCCUCACAAUCACCAGAUUGGCGGACUGGCAGCCCAGCUUCUGGAAGUGAACACCCCUGAGUUCAAGGAGUACUCCAAGCAGGUCAAGGCGAAUGCGAACUCCCUGGCUGAGAUCUUGAAAUCCAAGGGUCACAAGCUGGCCAGUGACGGAACCGACAACCACUUGGUGCUGUGGGACCUGCGGCCACAUGGACUCACAGGUGGCAAGAUUGAGAAGGUCUGUGAACAUUGCUCCAUUACCUUAAACCGCAACGCUGUGCAUGGCGACGUCUCCGCAUUGAGCCCAGGAGGUGUCCGUGUGGGUGCUCCCGCCAUGACCACCCGUGGAUGCAGCACGGCAGACUUUCAGAAGAUUGCUGACUUCUUGGAUCGAUGCUGCAAAAUUGCACUUAAGGUGCAGGAGGAGAAAGGCAAGAAACUGAAAGACUUCGAGUUAACCCUCAUCGUGACGCCGCAGUCCUUGGAUGUCGCCAUGCCGGGCAAAGUUGACUCGGAGGACACCAUUUUGGCUAGCACUCCGGAGGACCUCGAGGAGAACACGACCAACGGCACCGCUGGCCUGGAUGGCUUUUGGAUAGAGGGGUACAUCUGGGCCUGGUGGCAAAGUGGUUACCAGGCGUAUGACGCCGCAGCACCUGGUUGGUUUGGACUUCCUGGACGACCUGGACGCUUGCGCACUGAAGGUGGAUGGGCCGGCUACUUCGCGGACGGCGUGGGAGUGCAGGCAUUUGGAGAAUGGUGGCCCUUGGUUGCCUACUUCACGGCCGGUAUCCUCAUGGUUGGGGCUUUGGGCGUUCUGGCUUACAGCUUGCACACCCUAUCAGCACCUUUCCGAGCAGUUGGACGUGGUUUGCAUUGUCUUGCCAGAGCCUGCUGCUGCUGUCGUAGACCACAAGGAGUCGAAGCACAUCUUCCUAGCGCCCCACCUACAAUGACUGAGGUCGAGUGGCAUGGGCCCAAGACCGGGUGGCCAACGGAGACGCGCUACCUGCAACAGAGGUUGAAGGGAAGAGGAAGCCGUCGCCGGUUGAAUGACGUGGUGAUACGUCGUGAUGGUCACGUGGCUCGCCUUCACCAAGAGGAGAGCCUGCUCAAGAGGAUCGACAGUGAUGGGCUUCGGGUGAAGUUUAGCAGCGUGGCUAGUUGCACAUCACGGCAGUUCCGUAGGGACCUGGAAGAUGCGGGAGAGGUGCACCUAUGCCGGCAACUUGAAUGCCGAGCUGAACACCCCCUACAUGUUCAAGAAUUCGCAGGCGUUGACCACGAGGCGCUCCUCGACUUGCACUGCUUUGCACACGGUUCAUCAAGGUGGUUGCUGGGGAUGAUUUGGAGGAAUGCCCUGCAUUGCAUUGGAUGCAUCUUCACGUUCACGAGGUGGAUCUUCAAGCGCUGCUGCAUGACGCCGGCAAGGAGGACGAUUCGAGGAGAAGAUGGACAUGAGCGUGCGCUAGACCCAGAGUCAGAGUCAGAGGCGGAGGGCGACGAGGCCACAUGCCAGGGAGUCCGAGUCUACCAGAGCGCUGCAGCAAAACGCAAAUGCGGAGUCCUCCUCUGCUACAAAGCAUCCAAGGGAGCAAAGCAUGGGGUACCGCUAUGCUAUGAUCACCUCAGCGAUCAACAGGGCUCGACAGCACGAAGGGACAGCCCACACCCCAAUGGCAUGUUGAGCGGAUUUAGGAGACGCUUUGGACGCAGGCCUUCAGACAGAAGUCGCAGUCCCCAGCCCGAGAAGACCGAUGCCGCGAACGACAAGCCUGAGACCAUCGACAGCACACCCAGCAAGAGCGAGGAGAAACCUGGUCGUUCGAGGUCAGUGGACCUAGGCAAGGUGAUGAUCCCGUCACCACCGAGAGGCAGCCUUGAAGCCGAAGACAUCCUUGGGACGCCUGUGUGGCUGAAAGUGAGAAUCGGUGCUAGCGGGAAUACGAGACGCUGGUACCAAUGUCUUGGGAAGCUCAGUGGGUAUGCACCUGGAGGAGUCCGUGGAGAAAGCCGCCUCGAGAUCUACAUCCAGUUCUUCGACCAGUCCGUCAUCGUCGACCCGAAGUACCUGGAGGAUUAUGGCCACAUCGGGAAGAACAACGACACGGAGGUUGAGAAGGCGAAGACGCUGAUCACUGAGCAGCCUGAGGACGCAAUCACUCUUGGCUUCGACAUCAAGGGCUACAUCGUGCCAGACACACUAGUUCCAAGACUGCAAGCCUGGGAAGGAAGAGAAGUCGGCAGUGGGCAACGCAUUGACAGCGAGACCCUGGGAUGCUGCAAGAGAGACCUCGGGUCCUUCAUCGCCAAGCACAGCGCGGGCUAUGUGAAGGGCGAAGUUUGGCCCAGCUGGCCAGCUGAAGCCGAGCUAGGACUCGACAAGCACCUGGAGGAGACCCCAUUGCCAAGGAGCCAGCCUACACGAAGACGCAGCCGGAGCCGCAGCCAUAGCCUGAGCAGGGCAAUGAAGGAAGAGGAUGAUCGCAAGGUCAGGGAGUCCGCGACACCACCGACAAGCCAUGCCGACGCCGAGCAGGAAGAAACAACUGGAGCGGCCAUUGUGGAGGCCUAUGAGACUGCGAUCCAGACCGGGCAGACCCAUGAGGAGGCGCUCGACACGGUUCGUAUCAUCUAUGAGGUCGACGCAGAGGAGGUUAAGCAACACCUAAAGACCUAUGUCAGAAGGCACUGUGGGACACAGGACGCGACGGUGAGCAGCUGCAUCAAUCUCCUGAAAAAGAUGUCCAGCAUGCCGGAGGUCAUUGCCGCCCCCAGAGGAGAUAGCAGGCCACAACCGCAGAGGCAAACUACGCCUGAGGGAGGCGCGACACUUUUUGGAGCACCCUUCAAGGAGCGCAAUGACGGAGGUCUGAUCAAGCCGGCAGGAGGCCACGCCAAGGUGAACCCGCUGCUGGAGGGGUCCGGGGUCGUCAACCAGCUCUUCGAUUUAGGAAACCUGGACCGUGAGGAUGAAGGGACAAGAGCCGGAGCAGGUGGAGAAGGCGAGGACAAUUCUCACAUCGCCGCCAGGGUGGUCCAUGCUUUGGAGGGGCUUCGCAAGGCAACUGAGGGCGAUCGGAAGAGCACUCCAGGGACAAGGUCAUCGAUUGGCAGCGAAGAGGCAUUAGAUGUGUACCUGGCCAGAGGAUGCAACACAUUGACGGUUGAGGUAUGCCCGGAUGCCACAGGGAAGGAGUUGUUUGACGCCCUGAAGCGCGCCUGCUCUCACGCCAAAGCAAAGCUCCAGCAGAUCGAAUGGCCAUGCCUGGUGACUAAUGGGAUUGCCUAUGGCUUAGCCGCCAUGCACCACGGAGGUAAAGACCACACAACCCUUCCUCCCUGGGCCUUGAGCGUGGCACACGCCGUGACUGCGAGGCCAAGAGACUUCGACCAGUAUGAGGCCCCGAAGGAUGACAAGGUGGAACCCAAGCCCAGGUAUCCGACGCACUUCGCAACCUGGCUCAAGCAAGCUCGGAAUGAGAUCAACAUGAUCGGGUCGGUCUUGGGACUGGAGCACAAGAAGGAGCGUCUAGCUGCGCUUGAACAGAUCGAGAAAGCGCACGAGAAGGACGUGGAUGUGGGCGAGAACCUCGACGAGAGCGACCAUGCCACGGACACGCAGCCAUCUGGUGGAGGAGAAGCCGGAGACCGUGUGGGAAAGGGCAAGGAGAAAGGCGACAAGGACGCCAAGAGAAAGAAGGAGAAGGACGACAAGAAGGCAUACCCCGACGUGCAAUACACCCAGCUGGAAGAGGAGCUUCGAGAACUCACCAGAGGGCCAGACUAUGGAUGGCUCAGGGACUACCACGCGGAGGAGCUGAAGGUGAAGAAUGUGUGGGACAGACGAGUUGACCACCCCGAGGCACAACGCCGCCUUGAGGAGUUGAAGAAGCUUGAGAAGGCAGGGAAGUUGGAGGGGAUGGGAACAUGGAGCCCAUACCUACAAUCACACGUCCGCAGCAGGAUCUUGAACGCCCACAUGGAGGGAAACACCUUGGACAUCGACGAGGUACUCCUCGAGGCCACGGAGAAGGGCUGCCCGGAGCUCGCACAGGAGGCGGAGAAGGUCCUCAAUGAGCAGCGCACAGUGGGAUGGCAAGAGCAGGACCGACAAGCAUGGAUCGGAGCGCUCAUAUGGAGCAAGGAGAAGGGCUAUGGAGAAGGCAAGUUCGAGUUCCAAUGCGGUGGUGAGCAUCAAUGCUGGCGAUACUUGGACUAUCGAGAUCGCCUACCGGUACCACCCGAGCUCGCGAGUGCACUCGGGAUGCAGGAGGGUGAGGAGGAGGAGCGCCAAUGCUUGGUCCUACACCCGGCAGCAGGGUGUCUCAUGUGGGACAACAACUGGAACCCGGAUGCGCCGCCCUCACUGGCAGAAGUUCAAGAAGCUGCACAGGCCUUGAGAGCGGAACUUUGGGAUGAUGCGGCUGGCGUGGUCAGUGAGCUUGGCGACCCAGAGCACCCCAUCGAGACCCAGGAACUCAUCAUGCUCGGCUCUGGAGGAGUACUCAAACGGAGGCCAUCCUUUGCCUACGGCCCACGAGUCCAGGAGGUGUUUGCUGGCGCAGGGGUGUGGACGAAAGCGAUGACGUCCGCAGGCAUCCCGGCAAACCCACCGGUGGAGCUCUACACGGACCCCCUACGCAAGACUGGGAAGCGCAAAGAGUUUGACCUCAUGGACGACCAAAUCGCAGAGCACUAUCUCCGAGCAGCUCAGGAGCUCCCAGGUCCAACGGUCGCGAAUGUUUGGGAAUUUGGCACCCCGUGUACAAGUUACUGUGACUUCAACAAGAUCAACAACGGUACACGUACGUUCACAGAGCCUCGAGGUGUCAACCCAACAAAGACCGAGCAAGAAGGCAAUCACUUUUGUGAUUACACCUGCCGAGUAUGCCUGGAGCUCUACAACCACGACAAGGAGUUCAUCCUGGAGUCCUCCAUGCCUUCGGGAAGAUACCCCAAGAUAUGGGAUCAGCCUGGCAUACAGGAGCUGCAACAGUCCACGGGAUCGCUCAUCGUGCCAACCCACCUAUGCGAAUGGGGUGCACACCCCGUGGACAAGCCAGGGCUUCGCUAUAAGAAGGGUCAGUGGAAUCUCGUGACCCCAGGUCUCUACAUCCAUGCCCUCUUGCUGGCGCGCCGCUGCCAAGGCAACCAUACUCACCUCGAGGUCAAGGGCGAGUCCGACAUCCCAGGUGUUCCACGAACACGCCAGGCGCAGGUGUAUCCUACAAAGCUGUGCAAAGGAUGGGCCCUGGUUGUGCAAGCAGCAUAUAAUGGCUGGGACAGCCCUAGAGUUGCAGCAGCUCUUCACAACCUGGAUGAGGGCGAACAGCGAGUAGCGCAGGAAGACGGCCGCCCCCCAUCACAGACCAAAUGCGGCAGCCUCCCAGAGUCAGAAUUUGUUGACGCGGCAGGCCUCCUUCAGGGAAUACAGACCAGAUGUGGAAGCAUUGGCGAAUCAGAAUUCCGUGAAGGCCUUCACCACAUCCCACCCGAUGAAGAAAGCGAUGGAGAAGAGGAAGGAGCUGGAGAAGUUGAAGAAUAUAUGGUGGAAUCGGCGGACGCACUCCAGGAACAGGCAGAAGAAGAAGCUGUUGGGCCAGCCACGGACCCCACCACGGAGCCUGAGGACGACGGGACGGGCAUGCGCCUAGAACCCGGCAUGCGGGAUGAGCUUUGGAGCCAAAGGGUACCUUCCAGAGAAGCAGGCGCACCCCCCAUUGACAUCUUCGGGCCGCCAAUGCCUCGGGAAUCGCCAGUUGGGCAGACUGAGGAUUGGUGGGAACUACUGGAAGCACAGCAUUGCCUUGUUCGCCACCAUGUGGUGAGGCGCAGGAAUUUCUUCGGCAACCAUCACGGAGAGUGGAUCAAUUGCCCGGUCGCCGACAACCAGAUCCGCAGGGAUCGGCGCACAUGGAUGUACCCGGUGAUCGACAAUGCCAACAACCAGGGUGACCGACCGCGAUUGCAUUCGAGGGUUUUCCUUGAUGACUGGAGGUCCGAGCUUGAUCGGCUGAGGAACUUCCCCGAGGCUGUCGAGGGCGAGUACGCCGAGUGGACUGGCAUGACCACGUUCUACCUCUUCGACCUGGACGUCGACCUGUCGGGAACAAUGACCAGAUGGAUUGCGAGGAGGAGGACUACGGCCCUGAGGAGAACUUGGACGAAGAAUGGGGGACACUCCCGGUCCAUGAUGAAGAAGGAGGAGCCCUUCAUUACGGCUUAG
Molecule: messenger RNA, 6819 nt
Organism: Durusdinium trenchii
Lineage: Eukaryota; Dinophyceae; Suessiales; Symbiodiniaceae
Source: the annotation of a GenBank genome assembly